Molecule: messenger RNA, 375 nt
Organism: Triticum aestivum (bread wheat)
Lineage: Eukaryota; Viridiplantae; Streptophyta; Magnoliopsida; Poales; Poaceae
Product: probable phospholipase A2 homolog 1
Biological process (GO): arachidonate secretion; phospholipid metabolic process
Molecular function (GO): A2-type glycerophospholipase activity
Source: RefSeq, a predicted model, not a curated record
AGACCAGAACAAACGCACGCGCCCAUCUCUCUCGCUCAUGUCUGGUCCUCUCGAUCCCCUUGCGCCGCCGCCACAGACGCUGGCCGAUUCCGGCCGCUCCGGUGAGCUCUAGCGCCGCCCAGCACACCUACGACUGCUCCUCGAUGAGCUCUGUCUAUUCCUCCGCAUCGAUUUGUUUUCCUCUGCUCCUUGUGGUCGCCCCCUUCAGUUAUGUCUUGCUAGGGUUUCGGUCUUGGUCGUGCUCCUCCUGCUCGCCGGGGGCUCCGCGUGCGCGGCCAAGCUGCCGCCGCCGCCGUGCAGCCGGUCGUGCGCGAUGCUCAACUGCGACUCGGUGGGGAUCCGGUACGGCAAGUUCUGCGGCGUGGGGUGGAGCGG